Molecule: messenger RNA, 663 nt
Organism: Entamoeba dispar SAW760
Lineage: Eukaryota; Evosea; Mastigamoebida; Endamoebidae
Exons: 1
Coding region: 1-663 (220 amino acids)
Source: RefSeq, a predicted model, not a curated record
AUGGAUUUGAAAGAAGCAUUUGAAAAUAAAUUAGAAAUUACAAAUACACCAUCUAAGUCUGAUCCCAAAAAAUUUAAUGUCACUGCUAAUUGGACUCAACCAAGUCAACUUAAUAAUUCUUAUAUUAUCAUUGGUCUUUAUGCACAUAAACGAAAGGAUGAUAAAAAUUAUAUUACAUAUGAAUAUAUAAAAGAAAGCCAAUCUUCCUAUUCAUUUAAGGCUGAUGUCCCAGCAGGAUAUUAUGAUAUACGUAUUUGUACAUAUUCUGGAUUGACUCGGCUUGCUGUUUAUACCCGUGUUUUCGAAGUUUCAAAAUAUUUUGUUGGAAGUUCUAUUGACAAUGACUUUACAGUUAAGGUUGAAAGAAACCAACAAGAUCCAGAAAUUUUAGUAUCAAUCAAUUUACCAGCAGAAGAUGGUGAUUUUAUUGGGAUGUUUGAGUCUUCAUGUCUUAGUAUGAAAGACAGUUAUAUGAUUGGGUUACGUCACACUAUUUUUGGUGAAGGUAAUCUUCAACGUUAUUUUGAUAUUAACUUGAAAGAGUUAGGUGAUACUACAGGAAAAGAAUAUCAAAUAAGGUAUUUUAGAAAAGAAUGUGAAUAUCAAAAUAAGUUUGAUACUUCUAGAGUUCCAUUCGCUUUUUCUGAACCAUUCAAACUUUAA